GAGUAAGUGCCUGUAUGCAUGAGUCUGACAUUGGUUUAAACCUUAUGACACUGUUAACUACUGCUCUUACUGUAUACUGUAGGAACAAAAAUCUGUACAUAUCCUAUUCUGUAAAACAUAAUGUAAUUUACAGUCAACUAUCUAACCUUGAUCAAAAUCCUUACCAGUUCUAGACUCAUGUUCAUGUCCAGCAAAGUGUUGCAUGUCAUGACAGCAAGAUGAUUCUCAAAACUUCGUACAGCAUCCACAGGGAUAAAGAGUUGUCAGCAUAGCAUAAAAAGUAUUCAAAUCCAAUAUCGGUCGCCUCUUUAAAAAUAUUGUGUCGGGUUUACCAGCUCAGUGGCAUAUGUAUUUUCCAGUCUCGGCUGUCUCUUUAAGACAACGAUAGCUUUGUGUCUGAUUAAUUCAAUGUAACGAGAGAUGCAUUGGAGAAACCUAUUUUCUGCUGUUACUGUGGAUGUACCAGCUACAGAGAGAGUGUGAAACCUGGACAUUUCUUUCCCAAUUGGUCAUUAUCAUCGGAUAGUCCAAUUGGCAGUUAUCAUAUAAUAAAGUUAUAACGUGAUACCGUUAUUAUAGGCCACGGAUGUGGAGAUAAAAAAAUAUGGAUUUAAAUUAGCUGGAAAUUAAGUCUCCAUAAUUUCAUAAUUUUUCCGUGAGAGGAUUUACCAAAAGUCGUAUUGGAGAAAUAAGAAUAUUUACAUUAAAUUGUUUGGAGGGGAGUUUUAUUCUGACUGCACGAAAUGUCGGAAAAACAAGGAGGUUACCAAGGUCUGGAGGACUGCAAUCGCCAGGCCAUGUCCCAACCCAUGCAGCAAAUGCAGCCCCCUCCAUACCUCCCCUCCCAGGACCCUAACAUGGGCCAACAACACUCCAACAUGCAACACUCCAACAUGCAGCACCCCAACAUGACCCCUCCGCCCGGCUGUGGCCCCCAGCCCAACUACCCCCCUCCACCCCCGCCCCCUGGCUCCGAUGGCUACCAGGAGACCCAGUUCCACAAUGGCUCCAACGGACACUCAGGCGCCCCACAGGGCUACACAGUCCAGACCCAGGGCCCGGGAGGGGGGGUCCCACACGCCCCUGUGGGGUAUUUUCAACCAGGAUACCCUCUCCAGCUGCAGCCCUGCACAGCCUAUGUUCCUGUCUACCCCAUGGCGUCGGGACAGCCCUACCAGGGGAUGCCCCAGGGCCAGAUGGGCAUGCAGAUGCCCCAUGGCAUCGCCCUGAUGGAGCCCCGGCGCCAGCCUCACGACUACCUGCCCAUCGCUGUGUUCACCACCGUCUGCUGCUUCUGGCCCACAGGAAUCAUAGCCAUCAUCAAGGCAGUACAGGUGCGUACGGCGGUGGCCAGGGGGGACAUGGUGACGGCAGAGAUAGCUUCCCGCGAGGCGCGUAACUUCUCCUUCAUCAGCCUGGCGGUGGGCAUUGCCUCCAUCGUCCUGUGUACCAUCCUCACCGUGGUAGUCAUCAUCGCCUCCCAACACCAUGACGAUGACUGGGAACCCUAAUACAUAACGCAGAGUGGCAUCAUGGGAUAUGUCGUUUUGGGUGGAGAUUGAAGAAUAAGGGCACUGAAAUUCAAUCUCUGAAACUGGUAUGUUAUAUUGGGGGAUAUAUAUAUGUGUAUAUGUGUGUAUGUAUAUAUAUAUAUGUGUGUGUAUAUAUAUAUA
This is a messenger RNA of Coregonus clupeaformis (lake whitefish), 1673 nucleotides long. RefSeq names its product proline-rich transmembrane protein 1. The record is from RefSeq and is a predicted model, not a curated record. NCBI's taxonomy places the organism in Eukaryota, Metazoa, Chordata, Actinopteri, Salmoniformes, Salmonidae. Bases 744 to 1511 code for a protein of 255 amino acids. The transcript is spliced from 5 exons. Gene Ontology annotation, cellular component: membrane.